This is a messenger RNA of Fomitopsis serialis, 962 nucleotides long. RefSeq lists its product as uncharacterized. Lineage: Eukaryota; Fungi; Basidiomycota; Agaricomycetes; Polyporales; Fomitopsidaceae. The record is from RefSeq and is a predicted model, not a curated record. Bases 15 to 830 code for a protein of 271 amino acids. The transcript has 3 exons.
GCCCCCUCGUCACGAUGUUUGGAAUGUCGCGCAAAUCCAAGGCCUACUCUGCGCUUCCCAGCGACAACCAGGAUCGCACUGCACGUGUAUCAACUGGCGCAUCAUCGACGUACAUUCUACUCACAUUCAUAUGCGUGCUCUGCGCUGUCCUGAACACGAUCCUACUCACGCAAAUCUCGGGCGGGCUCCGAUCGUCCGACGAGAAGGCAACAACGACAUUCGGCGUCCAAGAGCUACGUCGACCAUCACAGUACAUUCAUCUCGACUCCGUUGCCCGCCCCUCGCCGCCAGUUCCUCGCAAUUUCGUCAACCAUCCCAUCCUCGUCAGCAUCAUCGACAGCGACCAUACACACAAGGUAGCUGAAGUCGACGCCAGACGGUACAUGUCGCACAAUGGCAUGAUUUCGCCGCCUGAGCGGCAUUAUAUCAUUGCGGACACGGUAUCGACAAUUGUUCAGUUCCGCGCGAUCGACUACGGAAUGGAACUAUGUGAAAUACACGUCCACCUACCCCCUCUCUUUCCCGGGCCUCCCACGGAUGCUGAAGAGCCAUCGGUCGUUGCGACGCUGCACCGACUCAACUCGACACUCGCUUUGGAUGAGCGCAAGGUCUCAUUCGCUUCUAGGCCGCCUCGGGUGUUCAAGGUGGAUGAUAUCACCGUCACUCCGUGGCAUUACAGAUUCUCUUGCGUGUCCGAGAAAGUGCUCACCUUCGAGCUCUCGCAUUUGUCAUACGACGGAAGUGACGAGACUAGCAUUGAGUGGUGGCAAAAUGACGAUGGACUGCGCGGGAAACCCGCCAUCUUCAUGAAGCAACACUCGACGAAGUGAAUGUUGUUACCCUCGAUGGUGGGCUCGGGCUGCUCAGCCUGUGCGCGAGCCGAGCGUCAGGCCGCCGCCGUUGCCUUGCAUUCCCUUUCGUAGCUGUUCCUGUCCGUGAUACGCAAUGAAUACGAUCAUGCA